Suillus clintonianus is the source of this 526-nucleotide messenger RNA. RefSeq lists its product as uncharacterized. The transcript is spliced from 10 exons. Lineage: Eukaryota; Fungi; Basidiomycota; Agaricomycetes; Boletales; Suillaceae. The coding region runs from base 6 to 470 and encodes 154 amino acids. The record is from RefSeq and is a predicted model, not a curated record.
CAUCGAUGGCUACAUUCUGGACCUAUGAUUAUGUUUGUUCACUACAUGAAGAGUGGACAUUCCUCCUUCGGUCGCGCUGGACCAAGGCAAAAGGGCUUUAUAUCAUUACACGACAUGUCCCCUUUUUGCCCCUCGCCACUGAGCUAUAUAAGCUCUUCACCCCGAAUGAGAACCUCGAUAAAUGCCGGAUGCUCAUAUUGAUUGAAUCAUGCUUCAAUAUAAUAUUAGUCGCUUGCUCUGAAUUCUUUUUUGUACUCAGAACAUGUGCGCUCUGGAGCAACAAUAUAAUCAUACUCGCAGCCAUGUUGUUUGCCUUUCUUGUUGUUCUGGUUGCAUCCAUCGGCGUUAGUUUCAUCACUGUUGGCCCCAUACAAUUUACGAUCAGCGCAAUCCCAGGCAUCACAGGCUGCUACAAGAGCUCGACCAGGUUCAGCUUCGUAUCAUUUCUUCUCUUGUUUGCAUUUCAAUGAGGACUGGUCUGCCUAACGCUCAUACAUGUCAUGCAAAGCUGGCGGAGGAAUGAAAG